GUUUCCAUGGCGGCGAGGACUCACGCGCCGCAACUGCUGCGCAACUGUAGGGUCCCAGACUUCGGCCCCGCGGGAGACUGUGGUCCCCAAGCGUGUCAGCAUCCCCAUCUUUGCGCCGGCUGCUGCCCGCGGUCAGCCGGACCCCACCUUCCCGCUUUCUGGCCCUUGCGCCGACAUGGGCGACCUGGAGCUGCUGCUACCUGGGGAGGCUGACGUGCUAGUGCGGGGACUGCGCAGCUUCCAGCUGCGCGAGAUGGGCUCCGGAGGGUGGAGCCAGCAGCAUGAGAACCUGGAGAAGCUGAACAUGCAGGCCAUCCUUGAUGCCACGGCCAGCCAGGGUGAGCCUAUCCAGGAGCUACUGGUCACCCAUGGGAAGAUCCCGACACUGGUGGAGGAGCUGAUUGCAGUGGAGAUGUGGAAGCAGAAGGUGUUCCCUGUGCUGUGCAGGCUGGAGGACUUCAAGCCCCAGAACACUUUUCCCAUAUACAUGGUGUUACAUCACGAGGCCUCCAUCAUCAACCUCCUGGAAACGGUGUUCUUCCACAAGGAGGUGUGUGAGUCAGCAGAGGACACCGUCCUGGACCUGGUGGACUACUGCCACCGCAAACUGACUCUGUUGGUGGCCCAGAGUGGCCGUAGUGGCCCCCCUGAGGAGGAGGAGUCCCAGUACAGCACCCCCAUGCAGGAGCUGCAGAAGCAGGCAGACCUGAUGGAAUUUGAGAUCGCACUGAAGGCCCUCUCAGUGCUGCGCUACAUCACAGACUGUGUGGACAGCCUUUCCCUGAGCACCUGGAGCCGCAUGCUUAGCACCCACAACCUGCCCUGUCUCUUGGUGGAACUGCUGGAGCACAGUCCCUGGAGCCGGCAGGAAGGAGGCAAGCUGCAGCAAUUUGAGGGUGGCCGUUGGCAGACAGUGGCCCCCUCAGAGCAGCAAAAGCUGAGCAAGUUGGAUGGGCAGGUGUGGAUCGCCUUGUACAACCUGCUGCUAAGCCCUGAGGCCCGGGCCCGCUACUGCCUCACAAGCUUUGCCAAAGGACAGCUACUCAAGCUUCGGGCCUUCCUCACAGACACACUGCUCGACCAGCUGCCCAACCUGGCAGACCUGCAGGGUUUCCUGGCCCACCUGGCCCUGACCGAAGCCCAGCCCCCUAAGAAGGACCUGGUGUUGGAACAGAUCCCAGAAAUCUGGGAGCGGCUAGAGCGAGAGAACAGAGGGAAGUGGCAGGCUAUUGCCAAGCAUCAGCUGCGGCAUGUAUUCAGCCCCUCGGAGCAGGAACUGAGGCUGCAGGCACGAAGGUGGGCUGAGACCUACAGGCUGGACGUGCUAGAGGCAGUGGCUCCAGAGCGGCCCCACUGUGCCUACUGCAAUGCAGAGGCUUCCAAGCGCUGCUCACGAUGCCAGAAUGAGUGGUAUUGCUGCAGGGAGUGCCAAGUCAAGCACUGGGAGAAGCAUGGAAAGGCCUGUGUCCUGGCAGCCCAGGGUGACAGAGCCAAGUGAAGCCUGCAGCUGCUGAGGGCUGACCACCCAUGCCCUACAACCCACUAGAGUGUGCCCCUGAACCUCUGGAUCUCAGUCUGGCCUCUGCAAGCGCCCCAGCCUCCCAGGUGGUGAGGACAGCAGGCUGGGAGAGUUGCCGACCCGUCUCCCCCAGCAAAGCGCUCCGCACUUCCUUCCCCAUCCGGCGGCGGGUAGGCUUAGGGUGCAGCCUCAGCAAGCUCGGGCAGGAGGCCUGGGCGGGGGGCAAGGACCGGAUGUGGGGACCCUCUUCCUCUAAUACAGUAAAGUAAA
Molecule: messenger RNA, 1789 nt
Organism: Hippopotamus amphibius kiboko
Lineage: Eukaryota; Metazoa; Chordata; Mammalia; Artiodactyla; Hippopotamidae
Gene: ZMYND10
Product: zinc finger MYND-type containing 10
Exons: 12
Coding region: 176-1498 (440 amino acids)
Biological process (GO): inner dynein arm assembly; motile cilium assembly; outer dynein arm assembly
Cellular component (GO): cytoplasm; centriolar satellite
Source: RefSeq, a predicted model, not a curated record